This is a messenger RNA of Penaeus monodon (black tiger shrimp), 1053 nucleotides long. RefSeq names its product ionotropic receptor 21a-like. Bases 1 to 1053 code for a protein of 350 amino acids. Gene Ontology annotation, cellular component: membrane. The record is from RefSeq and is a predicted model, not a curated record. The transcript is spliced from 5 exons. Lineage: Eukaryota; Metazoa; Arthropoda; Malacostraca; Decapoda; Penaeidae. Gene Ontology annotation, molecular function: ligand-gated monoatomic ion channel activity.
AUGGCCAGAACGGAUCCCCCCGCCCCGCGCUGGAAAUCCUUGAGUCUGCCCUUCCAGCUUCCCACUUGGCUCGCCAUGCUGGUCGGCCUCCUCAUCGCAGGCCCCGUUCUCUUUGCGCUCGCCAAGGCCAGCACUAACUGGACCGGCGGUGAGGUGAAGAUCCUGCAGACGGUGAGCUUCUCGUUGCUCUACGUCUUCGGCAUGCACUUCCGCGAACCGCAGCAGCUGAUGCCCCGAAGUACCACCACCAGGAUCUUCAUCAUGUUCCUGUGGCUGUACACGAUCAUCCUUACCACCGCCUACAACUCUAACCUGACGGCCUUCCUGACGGUGGUGCAGGCGCCCUCGAGCAUGGAGACGGUCAAGGAGCUCCACGGGUCCGGCGCGGAGGUCUCGGGUCUCGGCGGUUUCUUCAAGGGGGCCCUGGCGUCCGCCGUCGACCCUUAUCUGCAGGCCUUGGCAGAGAGAUUCAAGGCCUAUAACGAACUGAACGUUGUCUGGCCGAACGUUCAGAGCGGCGACUCCGUCUAUCUGCAUAAUAGACAGUUCCUCGAAUUCGUCAUCACAACGCAAUUUACGAGGAAAGGCGUCUCUUCCAUGAGAAUUAUGAAGGAAUGCUUCGCUCCGUACAACAUCGCCAUGGCCCUCCAGCGGAACUCGCCCCUCAAGAGGAAGUUCGACAAAGCCAUCAGGUGGAUGCUGGAGAGCGGCCUCAUCAGGAGGUGGUUCCUCGAGUCGCUGAGGCUGUCCAGGAAGGCCAAAGAGCAGAAGGACGCCCCAGAGGACACUAGCGCGGGCGGCGAGGCGGAACAAAGUCCUUCGUCAGGAGUCAUUCCCCUCAGCAUAGACCACAUGCAGGGGGCCUUCUUCGUCAUCGUCUUCGGCAACGUCUUCGCCUUGUUGGUGUUCCUCGUCGAGAGCUGCUGCAGGAAGGGCGCGAGGAAGGAGGAAGAGGAGAAGGAGAAGAAGGAGGAGAAGGAGCUGGGCUGGAGUUCGAGGAUGAGCAAGAAGAAGAAGAAGGAGAAGAUGAUGAUGACGGCGGCGCAUGCGUGA